AUGUCUUCACAAAGCUUCAUAGGUGAAGAGGUCGAAACUGAAAUAGUGUUUGAAGCAGAAGUUGAGGUGAGCUCUGAGGAGCCUCCAAUGGAAGAAUGGUCUUCAUACAUCCUCGAACUCCCCGAAGAAAACGUGAAGAAGCUUUUGGCUGAAAAAGGGCUUUACCACGCGGGUAGUGGGGAGAUAUGUGGCAAAUACAUUGGUAUGUCAGACAGUGCUAUUUUUAGACAUCUAUAUUACAACUACCCAGCUGUAGUAGAUCCAGGUAUAACAAGAGCGCUGUUCAGACCAGAAGACCCAAUUAUAUACCCUGAUGAUGGCCAAGAAUUGUAUCUAGCGGUGUGUAAAGAAAUGAAUCAGUCUCCGGUAAAGAUCUUUUCGAAGGGCUUAAUGGAAGAAGUCAUUGAUUUAAAAUACUACUGUGUAAAUUCAGCGGGUGUGCGCCCUAUGUCAAUGGCCUUGACUUUUAACAGAAACGUAAGAGUUCUAAACCUUGCUGAUAACUUCUUAAGCAUAGACGCUUGCUAUCAUUUAGGCCAGAUGCUGGCCAAAAAUACCCAUUUGGAAGAAUUGAAUAUAUCAGGUUGUCGAAUUGGACCUGUAGGGGCUAAAAGACUCUUUGCUGGAUUAGCAACGAAUAAGACUCUUAAAAUAUUGAAUUUGAAUAGGAAUCAACUGACUGAUGCAGGGAUGGAAAACCUUGCAACUGUUGUUUUUAAGGGAAUUAAUGUACAAAAAAUAUACUUAAGCUAUAAUAACAUUGGUGGAAAAGGUGCCGGGGUAUUGGCUGAAGCGAUAGAAACAUACAACAGAUUUACUCACGUAGACUUAUCCUGGAAUAAUCUUUACACUCCUCUCGGCACGUUCAAUUUACUAAGUAGAUUCUCUGAAAAUAAAGUACUGCAAGAACUGAACUUGUCUUGGAAUACAUUAUCCGGAGCUCGCCUCGGAACUGCUGUGAAAAAUGCGCUCAGUGCUCCCAAUCUUCGACAUCUGAAUCUCAGUAACAACAGGCUGAAUGGGGAAGCGAUCACGAAUAUAAUUGGGGGCUUAAAUAAAGCAAAAAAGUUAGUGACCCUCGACUUAUCGUACAAUCCAAUGACACCAGGUGACGCUUUGCAAAUACUGCUGAAAGUAAAGGCUCCAAAUAUUAAAGUACAGAAAAUUCUUAUGGAGAAUGUGUUCGUCACCGGUGAGUUUUUACUGUAUCUAAGUGCAAUAAAGGAAACCAAAUCAAAGAAGAACCUUGUUGUCACAUAUGGUGGAGUUAUUGGUGCGUUCAAAGGAAAAGGACCAGACCCGAGAGAGUUGAUAUUGGACAGGGCGGAAUUUUUAGCCAAGAAGCCUAAGAAACGGCCUGUUGAUGUAGCUUUGGUGGCUAUGCAGCUGCUCAAAGACAAAAAUGAAAUCAUGCAGUCCAAGGAUUUCACGUCUGCAAUGCAAGCCUCAGGUGCACCGCUGGACAAUGAUCUGCUCGAUGAAAUGGCUAAUAUAUUCGCUGGUCCUCGUUCUGCUAAAGCUAAAACGAUUGAUGUAAGGCUGCUAGUCGAUUACAUGAAAAGAAAAUGGCCUGAUAGAAAACUACCACCAACUCCUCCACCUGAACCCGAACCCAUUCCAGAACCUGUUCCUGAACCUAAGGCUGAAAAGGGAAAAGGCAAAGGCAAAAAGAAGUGAAGCUUAUUUUCAGAGAUAUUUAUUUUAGUACAAUUAUUUUUUAAGGCGGUAUUA
Ostrinia furnacalis (Asian corn borer) is the source of this 1731-nucleotide messenger RNA. RefSeq names its product leucine-rich repeat-containing protein 74B-like. Lineage: Eukaryota; Metazoa; Arthropoda; Insecta; Lepidoptera; Crambidae. The transcript has a single exon. The record is from RefSeq and is a predicted model, not a curated record. Gene Ontology annotation, molecular function: protein binding. Bases 1 to 1677 code for a protein of 558 amino acids.